UGGGACUUGUGGUUCCCACUCCACGCCAGCCCGGGAGGAGCAAGUCCAUCGCAAGGGCCAAGCACCAGCAUGCUCGGGAGACCUCCGCUCCUCUCUCUGCUCUUGCUGCGGCUUUUGGGCUGGGGGGCUGCCCUGCCCCGCUCGCAGCUCUUCCUCUUUGGGGGAUCCUCAGGGGACCAGGAGCUGCCCGAAGGAGACGACGAGACCUCGGUGCCCGUGCCCUUGCCCAGCCCGCUGCUUUUCUACGAGACCCACUUCAGUCAGCUUUACGUUGGAACCAAUGGGAUCAUUUCAACUCAGGACUUCCCCAGAGAGACCCAGUAUGUGGACGAUGACCUCCCUACAGAUUUCCCUGCCAUUGCUCCAUUUCUCUCAGACAUUGACACCAGCCACGGACGAGGUAAAAUCUAUUACCGGCUGGAUGAUUCCAGAGAAGUCCUGGAGCAGGCGGCUCAGUUUAUCCAAGCUGGAUUUCCCACAGCCACCAACUUUGUCCCGCACCAUACCUUCAUUGUCACCUGGAAGGAUGUAGGAGCGUAUGAAGAGGUCACCCGGAGCUCUGCACCCUCCAAACAGCGUAACACCUUCCAGGCUGUCUUAGCCUACAAUGAAGCAGACGCCUAUGCCCUUUUCCUCUAUCCUGAAGAUGGGCUCCAGUUCUUUGGAACACGUCCCAAGGAGUCUUACAAUGUCCACUUGGAGCUCCCCGCUCGAGUUGGCUUCAGCAGAGGGGAUUACCAACGGAGGGAAGGACCUUACCUCAGCAUCACCAGCAGUGAACAAUCGGUCAAAAACCUCUAUCAGAUCAGCAAUGCAGGGAUCCCAGGUCUAUGGGCCUUCCACAUUGGCAGCACCUCCCCAUUGGAUAACGUGGUCCCAGCUGGAGUGGGUGGGAAGCUUUCUCCCCCUCCAAGAAACCCAGAGAGCAGCUCUGUAUAUCACAGUGCUUCGGAGUCUGAAUACCCUGACUUAACACUUGAUUAUGCAGAUCCCUUCUAUGAUGGGACUGAAGAUGACUUUGAGUACUUGCCUGUAAGCCCCACAAAGCUGGCUCCUGAAAUGGGAGCCAGCACUGGACCAAAUCUCCACGGUGAAUUAGAAGAUCAUAGCAAGCUAAGGCCUUCUGGUGCUGAAGAGGAAUUUGAUCUGGAAUCUGCACUUCAUUACCCGGCAUCUAGACAUCCUCCAUCUUAUUCUGUCCUGGAUUCUAUCUCCUUAUUCCCACUAGAGGAAGCACCGUCUGCACCAUCUUCUGAAGAAGGGACUCUGUUCUUAUCUACCGUGUAUGAGAGCCCAAUUGAGGCGGUUACUGCCACCUUGUUGAGACGCCCUGGCAAUGACGGUGCCCUACCGCCUCAAGAAGAUAAGAGAGGCUCCCCUUUAAACCCAGAACCCUUUCCUGUCUACCCAGAGGGUGAAGUUAUCCUUGAAAGCUUCCCAGAUCACGCUCCUCCCUUCAGCCCCAGGAGAAAGGUCAUUGGUAUAAAUGAGGACAUUAGUUUCAACCCAGAUGGGGCUAAAUUCACUCAUAAUCUGGAAGCUACGUUCUAUCCAGGAGAAGAAAGAGUUUUCAUCCAGCAAACAGCCGAUGGUCUGGAUGCAGAAAAUUACCUCAGUGUUAGGACUGAAAUUCAAGGGCGAGUGCCUUAUAUUCCUGAGAAUUUUACAGUCCACAUAGCACCUUAUAAGGAGAUAUACCAUUACUUGGAUUCAGAUCUCAGGUUUCUUCGAACUACCCAGCAGCUGACGGUGGACAGGAUCUUUGCUUUGUACAAUGAGGAGGAAAGGAUCCUUCGGUAUGCCAUUACCAACCAAAUUGGACCCUUGGGAGAUAGUUCUGGGCCAACUACAGUGAACCCAUGCUAUGAUGGCACUCACAUUUGUGACACAAUGGCACGAUGCCAACCAGGGCUUGGUCUGGAUUACCUUUGUGAGUGCACUGCUGGAUACUGGGGAGAUGGCAAAGAGUGUGUAGAUGUCAAUGAAUGUACUGAGGGCUUCAGCAGAUGCAGCCAAGGUGCUCUGUGCAUCAAUACACCGGGCACCUAUCGAUGUGAAUGUCCCAGAGGAUACCAGUUGGCACCUGACCGAGCUUCCUGCAUAGCUAUUGGUCCACCACCCAAUCCUUGUGAAAAAGGGACUCACAACUGUGAUACAGCUGACCGGGCACGAUGUGUCUAUCAUGGAGGCAUUUCAUUCAGCUGCCUGUGCCUAACUGGUUAUGCUGGCAAUGGACACAACUGCACAGACGUGGAUGAAUGCCAGGAAGGAAAAUGCCACCAAGCUGCCAUUUGCCACAAUUCACCCGGCUCCUUCUCCUGCAGUUGUCGGGCUGGCUAUGUGGGGGACGGUUUCCAGUGCACUCCAGAAAGUGUGACGGGAUUGACUCGUUGUCAACAUGAGCGGUUAUAUUCCAGCCAGAGAGGUUCUCCCAUUCCAGGAGGACCUCAUGUGCCUGAAUGUGAUGAAAAGGGAAACUAUCGGCCACUGCAGUGCCACAGCAGCACUGGGCAGUGUUGGUGUGUUGAUAUUGAUGGCCAGGAGAUUCCUGGGAGCAGAAUCCCUCCAGGUGAUGCCCCACCACGUUGCAGAAUUCCAGAGCCAACUCAGAGGCCACAAACGAUGUGUGAACGCUGGAGACAGAGCUUGCUGGAACAUUAUGGAGGCAGACCACAGGGUGACCAGUAUGUGCCCCAAUGCGACCCUCUGGGCAACUUUAACCCACUACAGUGUCAUGGAAAUAGCGGCUACUGCUGGUGUGUGGAUGAACAUGGCCGGGAAAUUCAAGGCACCCGAUCGGAGCCUGGGGUACCCCCUGCAUGCCUUCCUAGUGUCCUUCCUCCAACCAUCCGCCCGACUCCGCGUCCUGAGAUAAUUCUGCCUGGAUCCGGGACAUUCUUGCUCUAUGCUCAGGGCCAGCAAAUCGGUUCCUUGCCACUGAAUGGAACAAGGUUUAAGAAGGAGGCAGCGAAGACGGUUCUCUCAUUGCAUGGUUCCAUCAUGGUAGGCAUUGACUAUGACUGCAGGGAGAAAAUGAUCUACUGGACAGAUGUUGCAGCACGGACUAUUAGCCGGGCAAGUUUGGAGCAGAGUGCAGAUCCAGAGACUGUCAUUAGUUCAGGGCUGAUUAGCCCAGAAGGUCUUGCCAUUGACCAUCUCCGAAGAACCAUGUUUUGGACGGACAGUGGCUUGGACAAAGUGGAGAGUGCCAAGCUGGAUGGCACAGAACGGCGAGUGCUUUUUGCCAGUGACCUUGUGAAUCCCCGUGCCAUUGCAGUGGAUCCCAUCCAUGGGAAUCUUUAUUGGACAGACUGGAAUCGGGAAGCUCCCAAAAUCGAGACAUCAACAGUGACUGGAGAAAACAGACGGAUUUUGGUCAACCAAGACAUUGGGCUGCCAAAUGGGUUGACCUUUGAUCAUUUUUCAAAACUGAUUUGCUGGGCAGAUGCAGGAACCAAGAAACUGGAGUGUGUAUCACCCAAUGGAACAGGAAGGCGGGUCAUUCAGAAUAACCUCAACUAUCCUUUCAGCAUCGUCGGCUAUGUCAAUCACUUCUAUCAUACAGAUUGGAGAAGGGAUGGUGUUAUAGCUGUGAACAAAGAUAAUGGUGCUUUUACGGGCGAGUAUCUUCCAGAUCAGCGGACACAUCUCUAUGGAAUAACUGUAGUUCAUCCAUACUGUCCAGGAGGAAGAAAAUAAGCUAUUAAGUGGAGGGAAGGAGAGGAAAUAAAUUCCACUACGGCAGCUGGAAGAAGAGUUCCACUUCCUAUCAUUAUUGCACACCAUGCAAAAGUCUCCUCCGGCUGUAUCGGGACCGUUAAUAUGUAUUGGAGGGAAUUAAGUGGUUUAACUUAGAACAAAAUUAUCUAGUAUUUUUAAGUUAUACCUCAAAUCCUUACUACUGUAUUUUUUUUCACAAUGAAAACAAUUUUAUAUAUUGCCAAAAAGAAAUGGUGCUAUGACAGGGGAAUAUAUUCUUCUGGUGAUUGGAGCAACAUUGUACAAGAAAUAUGACCAUAUAAAUAUAGCCUUACUCCAUCACUAUUUUACCGGGGGGUGGGGAGGGGGGAAUCUUUUUAAAAAAAGGAAUGGGGUGGGGGGAUAAACCAUCUUAACUCAAACAGGGAAGUCUAGAAUGACUUCUGGAAACACUAUAUGAAGCAGAAUGGGGGGAAAAAUGAGUUUCUUUGCCUCCUUGUUAGGAGUCAUGCAAAAUUGCUGCAAGUAUUUUAAAAAAUUUAAUGUUCUGCCACCUCUUGUUGUUUCUGACUUGGUGCAUUACUUUUUAAGAUUUAUGUAAGAAUAUGCUGAAAUGUUUCAGAUUUACCUUCCACUCUUCAUAUUCUGGGACUGCAUGAGAAUAUUUGCGUGUGUGUUAAUAUCUGACGGUAACUGUUUGCGUGUGUGUUAAUAUCUGACGGUAACAGCUAAUGUUUUAUAGGCUAUUCCAUGAAUCCAAUAAAAAGGCUGAAUUUU
Thamnophis sirtalis is the source of this 4476-nucleotide messenger RNA. Lineage: Eukaryota; Metazoa; Chordata; Lepidosauria; Squamata; Natricidae. The record is from RefSeq and is a predicted model, not a curated record.